Messenger RNA from Scleropages formosus (Asian bonytongue), 5723 nucleotides. RefSeq names its product homeobox and leucine zipper encoding a (gene homeza). The transcript has 3 exons. Gene Ontology annotation, molecular function: DNA-binding transcription factor activity, RNA polymerase II-specific; DNA binding. The record is from RefSeq and is a predicted model, not a curated record. Gene Ontology annotation, biological process: regulation of transcription by RNA polymerase II. Gene Ontology annotation, cellular component: nucleus. Bases 1776 to 3869 code for a protein of 697 amino acids. Lineage: Eukaryota; Metazoa; Chordata; Actinopteri; Osteoglossiformes; Osteoglossidae.
CUAGUUUUUCAAGUUUCCCGACCAUCCGCCUAGCCUCGAUUUGGCCGGACAGCAGAGAACAUUUGGGAUUUCCAGAACAAAAGCAACGCGGACAGAGGAGCGGGUCAGGGAACACCACACAAACGCCUUGUUGUUGUGGUGCUGCUGAACCAAUUCUAACUUUCCGACCGACUACCUUUUUUUAGUUAUAUAUCGUUAGUUUGUGUACAUUGAGGCAAGAAAACAAAGGUAUUGGUCAGUUUUGAUUAAUUAUUAACUCCGAGGAUACAAAAUUAUUGUAUCGAGACACCGUUGUGUCCCCCCCCAAGGUUCGAGCAAGGGAAAUUAAAGCGACUGGGGGGGCAGACAGACCUUAUUGUCUUUUUUUUUUUUAUUGUUCCUCACAACUUCGGGCAGAGAAACGAGAGCAGAAAAAAAUAAGGGCAUCGAGGGGAAAGAGCGAGGAACAACAAUAACUGGAUGGUAAGAGGUGCUGCUCCAUCACUGCGGUAUCCCACUGGAGCAAGAGGGGCAGUCCAUUCCCCAGAGAUUUCUGUGGAAAACGCAAGAGGAUCAGACAACUCGGUCCCCUUUAAUAUCUCUUUUGGGGAUCAGAGGGCAGAGGUCUCGAGUCAAGAGGCAAGCAGGACAUCAUCUCGAAAGGGCAAGUUUUUCCAUGGCAAUACAGGACUUUCCGCGAAUGCUGUGACAUCACUGGCAUGAAAGGAGAAUUCAAAACAAAAAGAAAACACCCCGCAGUUUUUACAGGUGCUAGGCAUGGAAAUUUGCCUGUAAAGCUGUUGUAAUGCUGCAAAAAGUUGUUUUAAAAUGUUACACUAGUCACUUUGAGAUUUAUAUAGAAAAGUUGUCAAUUUAUGUAUAUGGUGGUUAUGUAAGUACUCUUUUUAAUUUGAAACCAAUGCAAACUUAACUUCUUGGAGCAUCACAGGUGUCAGUAUAGAGCAAAAUAUACCAUCUACCAAUAGUCUUCCUGUAAUACUUUUGCAACUUUGUCAUUUCCUUUAUAUAAUGCAAUGUGAUUGUGAUAUUACCAUUUAAAAAGCCAGAGUGUAAUUUUGUAACUCGCUUCUAAAUGCAGCACUAACGGUGCCUGUCUUAUCUGGUGCUCUAAUAACCUUUUAAUAUAUUUGUUUACAAGAGUACCAGUGUUCUUCAUAAGACCAGGCAGCAAUAAAUUUGAGAUUUACUCAUACUCAUUACCUCACAAGGGGCAUGUUUUCAUGGUUUAUUAACUCCACUGAAGAAAUGCUAGAACUUCAGCGCUGGUUUAAAACCCUGCUUACACAAGCAGUACUUUAGAUACACGCUAGCACUAUGUCUCGUGUAACAUCCCAUCACUUGACUCCUGUUAAAUAUUGUUUUAGCCUGUAUAGAGGCAAGGAUGUUUUUUAAAUUUAAAAAAAUUGUGUAAUCCAUCACAGCUGAAAAUUUAGUACAUAACUUGCAAAACUAUGUUGUCAUAGAUGGAAAAUUUCCAGUUUCUUGCAAAUGUGGCAAUAUUUUUAACAAAGCACAAGUUAAAGCAAAAAUCAUGUCAAGCUUUCGAGUGAGGAAGUAUGCUCAUUGUGAUAUAAAUGCACUUCUUGAGAGGAGUACUUCCAGCCAAAUGCUGGGCCGCUUGUGUGAACAACAUAUAGUCGCUAGGUCUCGUGACUAUUUCUGCCCUGGAGAUUUGGCAGCAUUGACGCUGCAGCCCUGGGAAGCUCCAGCUGAUCCUCCAUGACAGGGCAGGCCUGAGUCACCCUUCCUUCCUUAGGUCUGGAGCGGAACAGGGGAUGACAACACAGAUGGCGACGCGUGACCGUGACCGAACGGGCAUAGAGAUGGAGAGGCAGCCUUUCAGGGCUGGAGCAGCAAGGGACACAGAUGGGAAGAAGGGAUCCCAUCAAAACAAGAAUGGGAAGGCUGAACAUGCAGCACUGGACAGUGACAGUGAGGGGGGUGGGGCCGUCGUCAGCUUCAGCACCAAUCACAACUCAGUCGUGUGCCUGCCCCUGGUGUCUGAGGGGCUCAAGCUGGUGUGGACACAGUCUGACCAGACGAAAGAGCUCGAUGGCAUUCCAGAGCUGGUGCAAGCUUUCAACGUGUUCCCUUACCCAACCUCUCAGGAGGUGGCCUUCCUGGCACGUCGCUGUGCGCUGCCGCUGGACAAGGUGAAGGUGUGGUUUAUGGUGCAGCGCAUCAAGUAUGGCAUUAGCUGGGCCUCUGAGGAAAUUGAGGAGACCCGCUGCAAGUUGGCCGGGCCUGAACGGGCCAGCUUGGGAGAAGAGAACGAGCAGGUGGAGCAUUUAAAAGAGCAGGUAGAGAAUGGCCAGACGGAGCUCAGCGGGGAUAUAGAGGGUGACAGUCCCAAGGAAGAGGCUCAGCCUAUUUGUCUGCCUUCCCCACAUAAACGGACCAAGCAUGAGCCCGAGGAUGCUGUCAAACCCCCCAGCCUCCCUCAUUUCCGUUCCUCUCUGCCACCACCCCAGGAUUCAUACUACUACCGCUCUCCUGUGGACACCGCAGCACUGUCCCUGGGCUCCCCCGAAUCAUCUCCAGGUUCUCAACGUCGGCACGGUCGAUACAAGAAGUCCAAGGCCCAGUUAGCUGUCCUGCGCAGCAGCUUCCUGCGUGAAAACUGGCCUGCCGAGGCCGAACUCCGGCGGCUGCAGGAGGAGACGGGUUUGAGCCGCAACGAUAUCCGCAAGUGGUUCAGCGACAGCCGGUACCAGCUUCGAACUGGGAGGGCAGGACCCGGCAUGGCACAGGCGUUCGCUCCCACCCAAGUGGUAGAUGAACAGCCACAGCAGCUGCAGCCUCUUCCCCUUGUGGCCCACGGCCCCCGACACCAGUCGUUGGGGUCCCGGGGUGGGUCACGUGGGAAAGGUUCCCGCAGUAGCAGGGUACGCGACACCAGCUUCUUUCAGAAUUUCUUGUCCACCAGCCUGGAGGCCGUAGGGGAGAUGGGAGUGGCAAUGGAGGCAGAAGCAGAAGAGGAUGUGGCUGUGCAGGGCACAGUGGCGCAUCUGGUUGAAGAAGAGGAGAGUGACGAAGAGCAGCCUCUCGAUUUGAACAAUGGUCGCAGAGGAUUAGAGACUCAUCAGCUGCUUAUAGCUGCCCCGUCUUCGCCUUCACCUUCCCCAGCCAGCACAGCUGCAGCUUCUCCAGGCACCGCUGCCCUUCCCCACAAGCGCUCUAGUGCAGGUACCUCCUCGCAGAAGAGCACCCGUUCCAUCAAAUCCAGCCCCACACUUACGAGCUCCUCCCCCUCGAGUCAUCCUCCCUCAACCACCUCUACGUCGUCGUCGUCCUCCUCCUCCUCCUCCUCCUCCUCCUCCUCACCAGUUCUUACUGCUGCUGGUCGACCACGAAAAACAAAGGAGCAAUUAGAUGUUUUGAAGCAGCACUUCCUUCGCUGCCAGUGGCCCAAAAGCGAAGACUAUACCCGUCUGGUGGAGUUGACAGGUUUGCCCCGUGCUGAUGUCAUCCAGUGGUUUGGAGACACACGCUAUGCUGUGAAAAACGGCCAGCUGCGCUGGGUGCGAGGUGUACGUGACCAGUUUAUGGCUGAUCUUGCUCUUCAGCAGAAUGGCGGAGGUUCUAAUGGCACCUCCCGUGGGGGCGGCCGUAGGCGCAAGUUGGAAGAGAACAGUGGGAGGGCAUCACCGCCUAGCAGCAAUUCGGACUGUCAGGAGGUGGGCAGUGUGGGGAACUCGGGGGUGGAUCUGCGCCCACUGGAGAUGUACCGGCGCAACACAGGUGCGCUGCAGGAGAAAGACCUGGAUGCCCUUUGUCGAAAGUCACGGAUGAGCUACCAGCAGGUGCGAGACUGGUUUGCCUGUCAGGAAGGUGGAAUGUCUGAUGGUGAGGUCAAUGUCACUGACUAAGCAAGCAGUGAAAUGUGUUAAAUUGGGACAGUGUGCUGCAUUUUCUUUCGGUCAUCGUUUGGGGGAGGAGGAGGGUUGUACAUAAAUUUGCUAACAGGCCCAAUCCCAGCAGCAGAAAUUUCCAAGCCUUGUCCUCACACAGAGACAUGUGUCAAGCUGCAAGCUACUUGGAGCACGUGUGAGUUGGACCCAGUCUCGGAGGGUGCUGGGGGGUGCUGGUGGACAUUCCCAAACUCCCAGAUCCCCCAGGAUUGUGACUUGCACUGAAUUCCUGACUGCUGACAUGUCUGCUAAGAACCAGGUCUGGGGAGUACUGUUGGGGCAGCUAAGGAUGAGUAGCGGUCUGGCACACUGGUUUAACGAAUGAAUGUUGUUUUUCCCCUUCAAUACAUUUGUAUUUGUGUUCUUAGUUUUAAUGAGCCCAGUAACUUAGUAUGGCUUUAACUUCUUAAAUGUAGAGUUUGACAUUUGUCCUCCUUAGGUACUUUAGCAUAGGUCUUUAUAUGGCAAAUGUGAAGCUGAAAGUCUUAGUGCUGUGCUGGUUGUUACUUCACACAACAGGGAGGGACUGACUGACACUGUAUGUUCGCUAACACCUCAUGAGCAAUUGGACAUAUCUUUAGCUUGUAGCUUAGACUGUUGCACUUAAAUGUGGAGCCUAAUAUUUUGGAUGUCAUGUUUUGAGGUUCUUUUUUUCUGAACUUCAGUGCAGAUUGUUUUUUGCAACGUCUCAGGCUUUGUGGAGUACCAGCAAUGUUGCACUCCAGGUUUGAUCAACCUGCAUGUUACAGAUGAGCACACUUUCUCAAACCCUGCUAUGGCUUCAGACUUGGUGUAACCAAAUCUGGUGUCAAGUUGAAGGCUAUCGUGGUCACUGCAGAAUUUGGAUAUUUUGAAGCACCGUUCAUAUUUAUCCUUUCAAGCAGGUUGGAGACCAGCUUGAUAUUUGCUCUUUUUGCCUAAGUUAUGGCAGUAGGAAUGGGCAAAUAGAGGCACACAUCAGCGCUUUGAAAUGCGGGUUAUUUGAUUUACAGAUAUGUACUGUAUUCUCCACCCCGAUGUACAAUGAUAUUACAUUUGCUAAUACAUUGUAUCUUUAACAAACCAUAUGCAGCAAUGCAACCAUUUCAUAUCUCCUGCAUUUAAGAGUAAAAUUAGGGAGCUUGCAUGAAGUACCGUUACAGCUGAUGCAUCGUAUUUAUACGUUUAAUUUUGGAAUUACCAAACCAUGUAUGUUUACCAUGUUUAAGUAAGGGCUCAAAUGCAUUCUACUGAGUUGAUAUUUUACUUAAUUUAUUGUUUUGAACUUUUUUUAUGACCAUUGUAUAGAAGAGGCAUGUGAGUUACUAGCUUUAUAGAUUUAUUGUACAUUAACACUCUGCACCUAGACAGAUAGAAUAGCUAGAAUUUUUGAUACUGUAUAAUCAAUAAAAAUUGCAACCAGUGGCUUGUGCAUAUGGAUGACUGUACUGCCGUUAUGCCACAAACAGUGUUACACAAAGCACAAGUAGCACAACGCCCCUUACUUGUUAGACUUCUGGCCUUUGUCUUCUGCGCACUCUUGCCGUAACCAGUGUAUUACCAGUGUUUUUUCUGUGUUCCAGCUUUAGGCUGCAGGCAAAAAGAACCACACAAGUGCAAACUUUUCCAGAUUUUUCUUGGCGCACCAUUUUGUAAAACGUAUUCGGUUACAGUGUGCGAGAGAGAGAACCUGCAGGGUCCAUGGAGUGUGUUCCACUUAGUAAAACCUGACACUGCUGAGGUUUCUGCAAAACUCCCUUAUGUAUAAAAAGUAAAAUCCCUUUUGUAGUGAACUGGACUUUUGUACCUUCCUAAUAAAUGCAACAGACUACA